AGGAUAGUACCCAAAACUAUUUGGCAACCCUCGCUCGUCUUCGUCUAUAAAUAGACGCGUCUGCUCCACCUGGUCUACUCAGUGCUUAAGCAGCUUUAGCUUGCCAGCAAGAAGAAAAUAUGGCUCCACUUCUCGCUACUGCCAUGGCCAUGAACCACGCUGGCCAUCCAGGACCAAAUCAUGAGAGUUUCUCACGGCACCACCUAUCUUGCUCACCACAAAACAGUAAGCCAAGGUGUAAUCUUAGCUUCAGGCCACGAGCCGAAAGGGUAAGCGGUCAGAAUAAUGGAAGCCAAGUGCUGAGCGCAGCCGGGGAUGUCCCUCAAAGAAGCAUGUUCCCCCCUGACUUCAUCUUUGGUGCCUCCACUUCAGCAUACCAAAUUGAAGGUGGAUGGAAUGAAGAUGGAAAGGGGCCAAGCUCAUGGGAUUACUUCUGCCACAAUUUUCCAGAGUGGAUAUUAGACAAGAGCAAUGGGGAUGUUGCAGCAGAUUCGUACCAUAUGUACCCUGAGGAUGUCAGAUUGCUGAAGGAAAUAGGGAUGGACGCCUAUAGGUUCUCCAUCUCUUGGUCCAGAAUACUGCCGAAUGGGACGCUCGAAGGGGGUAUUAAUCCAGAUGGCAUCAAGUACUACAAAAAUCUCAUCAAUUUGUUGUUAGAGAACGGAAUAGAACCGUUUGUAACCCUUUUCCACUGGGACACACCUCAAGCACUGAUGGACAAGUACGGCGGUUUUUUAGAUAAGAGUAUUGUAAAAGACUAUACAGACUUCGCCAAGGUGUGCUUUGACAACUUCGGUGACAAAGUAAAGAACUGGUUUACCUUUAAUGAGCCCGAGACUUUUUGUACCUUUUCGCACGGAACUGGACAAUGCGCCCCAGGGCGGUGCUCCCCUGGGAUAAUCACUCCAACGGGAUCCACAAGUUGUGCUAACCCAAUUGGAAACUCGCUCACUGAGCCAUACAUUGUUGGCCACAACCUUCUCCGAGCCCACGCCGAGGUUGUUGAUCUUUACAACAAGCAUUACAAGAUAGAUUACAAGGGUGAGAAUGGACGCAUAGGGAUUGUAUUUGACGUGAUGGGCCGUGUGCCAUUCGAAAAAUCGGCGUUUAUUGAUCAACAGGCCGAAGAAAGGUCCUGGGACAUCAACCUAGGAUGGUUCUUGGAGCCGGUUGUCCGUGGAGACUAUCCAUUCUCCAUGAGGUCGUUGGUAAGGGACCGACUACCCUUCUUCACUAACGAGGAGCGAGAGAAGCUAGUGGGCUCCUAUGACAUGCUGGGGUUAAACUACUACACCUCAAGGUUCUCCAAACACAUCGAUAUCACGCAACACAACACGCUAAGGCUCAACACUGACGAUGCAUAUGCCAGUCAGGAAACGAAAGGGCCUGAUGGCGAGCCCAUUGGUCCUCCGAUGGGGAAUUGGAUCUACCUGUAUCCUCAAGGCCUAAAGGAUCUCCUUAAGAUCAUGAAGGAGAAAUACGGAAACCCACCCAUGUACAUCACUGAGAACGGGAUGGCUGAAGUUGACCUUGGCCAUAACUUGAAUGACCAGAAAAGAAUAGAUUACCUCCAGAGCCACUUGGCAGCUCUUCAGGACUCAGUGGAGUCGGGAGCAAAUGUGAAGGGCUACUUCCUUUGGUCUCUGCUGGACAACUUCGAAUGGUUCUGCGGCUACACCCAACCUUACGGCAUCGUCUAUGUGGACCGCAACGAUGGCUGCAAGCGCUACAUGAAGCAGUCAGCCAAGUGGUACAAAAGCUUCAUCGCUGCGAAUGAUAAAUGAAGUGCACCCAUACGUAUACUCACUACCAGAGGAGAGGUAGUGGAGAGCACCAUAUGCAUUGUUCCAGUCCAGGGUUACCGUACCUUAUUAUAUAUGAAAUAAAUGAAGUGCUCUAAUAUUUCGUCCUGUGGGAAUUAAUAAUGUGUGUUUCCAAUA
Zea mays is the source of this 1940-nucleotide messenger RNA. Its product is annotated as 4-hydroxy-7-methoxy-3-oxo-3,4-dihydro-2H-1,4-benzoxazin-2-yl glucoside beta-D-glucosidase 1, chloroplastic-like. Lineage: Eukaryota; Viridiplantae; Streptophyta; Magnoliopsida; Poales; Poaceae. Gene Ontology annotation, molecular function: beta-glucosidase activity. The coding region runs from base 120 to 1784 and encodes 554 amino acids. The record is from RefSeq and is a predicted model, not a curated record. The transcript has 12 exons. Gene Ontology annotation, biological process: carbohydrate metabolic process.